GGAUCAUUGACAAUAGGUUCGUUAAAUUAGUUGGACACUUUGUCGACGUCGGGUUGCUCCUAUCUAGGUUUCCACUGUUCAUUCUCCGGUCAAACCCCGACGACCUUACUUGUUCCCGUUGCUUAAUUGCUCCAUUAUGACGUCGUCAUUCAUGGGUCCUCCUCCUUCCAGAGACUUUGCCACCACUGCUGAACCUCCGACAGUUCCAGAAGAUCCAGCCUUAGAACCGUCGCAAAGUGAGCCCAGUCCACCUUCAGAAAACCUAAACCCUAUUGUAGAGAAAUCGGAAUUGAGGAACACUGGUGGUUCCCAGAACGAUUCCGAAGAUGAAAAUCCCGUCCCGAGCUCUAGCAAUAGCUCUGUUUCUGAGAAUGAUCGCGAUGAGGCAGAGAAGAAACACGAGUCGCGCUCUAAACCUGAAGUGCCGUAUACAAUUCCUAUAUGGAGUGAACCUCCGUGCCAUAGCUAUUACCUGGAAGUUCUUAAGGAAGGAUCGAUCAUUGAUCAACUCGACGUAAACAAGAAGGGGGCUUACAUGUUUGGACGUGUGGAUCUUUGUGAUUUUGUCCUCGAGCAUCCCACAAUAUCUAGAUUUCAUGCUGUUUUGCAGUUCAAGGGCAGUGGAGAUGCUUACCUAUAUGAUUUAGGCAGUACGCAUGGGACGUUUAUAAACAAAAACCAGGUUAAAAAAAGGGCUUACAUGGAGCUGCAUGUUGGCGAUGUAAUCCGGUUUGGACAGUCUUCCCGGCUAUACGUUUUCCAAGGUCCAAAUGACUUGAUGCCCCCUGAAAGUGACCUGAAAAGUAUAAGGCGGGCUAAGAUCCGAGCAGGGAUGCAAGAUAUGGAAGAGUCACUGAUGCGAGCAAAACUAGAAGCAUCACUUGCUGAUGGCGUCUCAUGGGGAAUGCGUGAGGAUGCCAUUGAACUAGAUGAGGAUGAAAUUGAAGAAAUAACUUGGCAAACAUACAAGGGUCAAUUAACGGAGAAGCAGGAGAAAACACGUGAUAAAGUAAUAAAGAGACUUGAAAAGAUUGCUCAUAUGAAAAAGGAGAUAGAUGCUAUCAGGGCAAAGGACAUUGCUCAAGGUGGACUGACACAGGGACAACAAACGCAGAUUGCUCGGAAUGAACAGAGGAUCUCACAGAUAAUGGAGGAGCUAGAAAACUUGGAAGAGACUUUAAAUGAAAGCAUUCGAGAGAGUCUGGGUGCACGUGCUGGAAGAGUGUCUCUUGGAAAGAAAAAAGGAGUAGAUGAAGAAGAAGAGUAUGUGAGUGAUGAUGAUGAGUUCUAUGAUCGGACAAAGAAAUCUGCUAAGAAAAAGAGUGGUGAAAACCAAUCAAUUGAAACUGCAGAUUCUCUCCUAGAUAAGAAGGAUGCUUUAGUCAGUGAGAUGGAAGAAAAAAGAAAGCUGUUACUUUCAGAGGAUAAUGAUACCGGUGAAGUGAAGGAGAGCCUUGAAGCUGGUGACGACCUCGAUUUAUACAUGUCAGGGCUUUCAUCUCAACUAGAUUAUGAGAAGAAGGAUCGGCUGCACAAGGAACUGUCUGCACUUCAAUCAGAGCUAGAUAGGAUACUCUACUUGCUGAAGAUUGCUGAUCCAUCAGGAGAAGCUGCUAGAAAGAGGGAGAUAAAAUCUCAGGAGCCGAAGACUGAACUGCCCAAAGUCAACCCAUCUAAUGUCCCGCAUCUUCCUGCAAAACAGAGUCAAAGAUGUGCAGAGAAGCCGAUCCCCUCAAUCAAGAAAGAGGGUAUUGUUGUUAUUUCUGAAUCCAGCAAAGAGAAUAUGAAAGAUGAAACUGCAGCAGAUGGUGGCAAUAAAACUGUUGAGUACACCAUUGCUAAGCCACAGUGGCUCGGAGCUGUUGAGGAAGAGAAAAGGAAAGAAACUGCGGUGGUAGAGUCACGUCCAGAUGUGCAACAAGAGGAUGAUCAAUUUGUGGACUACAAAGACAGGGAGAGGAUAGUGAAAAACCCAGAGGCAUCAGUUAUUGAAAAUGCAGCCCCUGGUCUUAUAAUAAGGAAGCGGAAACAAGACAAGCUUGGUGCUGCCUCCAAUGAAUUUGCUAAAGAUGAGACACAAUCUUCUGGAGUCGACAUGAAGGCUGAGGAAGCUGUUGCCCUGUUGUUAAAACAUUCAAGAGGAUAUCAUGCUUCUGAUGAUGAUGACAAUGGGCAUGUCAAUGACAAGGUACCAUGUGACAGUCCCGUGGAGAAGAAUAAGAAAAAGCCUAAAAAAGUUGUUGGUCCCGAUAGGCCACCGUUUUUGGGAAGUGGAGUAGGCUAUGAAACCUGGGUUCCCCCUGAAGGACAAUCCGGUGAUGGGCGGACCUCUUUGAAUGACCGCUAUGGCUAUUGACACAGAAGACCCUUUUUGCCAUGGACUAAUAUGUUCUUCAGGACAAGUUGUGUGCGCCAUUACACCUUGUUUGAAAUGCUGCCUUCGACAACACUCCUUGCUUUCAGCUGUUUUUCUCCCAGCUUCUCUCAUAUGGGACUUAAGGAAAUGUGCAAUUUGGUUAGAUCUAUGCGCAGUUUCUGAGCAAUCAUGAAACUGAUGAAAGAGUAUGGUCAGGACUGAUCGUACUCCCCACAUCCAUCUAAGUUGUCAUUGGGCCACACCUAUAUUCACUUUCUUCAACUGUAUAGCGUUUUUGUAACUGAUGCGUAGUAUAUGUUUUGUUAAACGAAUUUUGUACAAUUGGGAAGUCAGCGUUUAAGUACCAACAGAACCUUGUAGUUUAAUUAUGUUACUUAUUAUGUACGUAGUACAAAAUAACCUCGCCAUUUAUUGUUUCGAAGAAAAUUUGAUGAAUUUGUCAAAUAGAUAGACAUGGCUUCUCUGCACCCCGGAGAUGGGCAUGAUGUCUGUCUAUUUUGGCCUUUGAUCAAGAUGAAAA
Messenger RNA from Cuscuta epithymum, 2897 nucleotides. NCBI's taxonomy places the organism in Eukaryota, Viridiplantae, Streptophyta, Magnoliopsida, Solanales, Convolvulaceae. The record is from the annotation of a GenBank genome assembly.